Molecule: messenger RNA, 435 nt
Organism: Lactuca sativa (garden lettuce)
Lineage: Eukaryota; Viridiplantae; Streptophyta; Magnoliopsida; Asterales; Asteraceae
Product: primase homolog protein-like
Molecular function (GO): 5'-3' DNA helicase activity; single-stranded DNA binding
Source: RefSeq, a predicted model, not a curated record
AUGACGAUUUUUUUUUACACUGAUGCUAAUAAACUUGCUUUUGCAGAUGUUAAAUCAAGUUACAAAAGGACGAAUGCACUCCCUAAAGUGAAUAAAAUUAAGGAACUCACAGAAGAUGAAUUGAAUUUGGAACCUUUGUGCAAAAACGUAGAAAUCUUUUCUCAUAAGAAAAAAAAAGAACUUGUUAGUUGCAAAUACAAAGAUAUCUCAAAGAAAUUCAGGCAGGAAUGUGAUACUGAAAAGAUAUUAUAUGGACUUGAUGAUAUAGAAGGAGAAAGUGAUAUCAUCAUAGUAGAGGGUGAAAUGGACAAACUUGCAAUGGAAGAAGUUGGUUUUAGAAACUGUGUGAGUGUUCCUGAUGGAGCUCCUCCAAAGAGUGAUCAUUCUCCAAGAGGAGGUUCUUACAUUUACCUUUGUGAUAUCAGGGACAAAUAA